AUGUUUCCUAAGGACUAUGAAUAUGACAUAGAGAUGCUAGUCAUGUUAUGGAUGGCAGAGGGUUUUGUGCAGGAGCCCGAGGGAAAUAAAAGAAUUGAAGAUGUAGCUGGAAAGUAUGUUUCUGAAUUAUUAUCAAGGUCCUUCUUCCAACAAUGCAUCAAUGACAAGUCACAAUUUAUGAUGCACGAUCUCAUCCAUGAUCUAGCUCAAUCUGUUUCUGGAAAAACAUUUUUUAGGUUGGAGGAAAAUGCAGAGAAUAAUAGUGAGCCCACAAAAGCUCGUCACUUAUCAUACGUUCGUAAACAUGAAGAUGUUUUUCAGAAAUUUGAGCCGUUCAGCAAAGUUGAGUGUUUGCGAACCUUUCUACCGUUAAACCCAUUGCAAGGGUUCAAUCUGAGCAGCUUAACAAACAAGGUUCCUCGUGAUAUGAUUCCAAAACUUAGAUUCUUGCGUGUGCUAUCCUUUAGUGGUUAUCUCAUAGCUAAGUUGCCAGAUUCAAUUGGCAAUUUGAAAAAUCUUCGAUACCUCAAUCUAUCUCAUUGUGAAUUAAAAGAGUUGCCUGAGUCAACAAGCAACCUAUACAAUCUGCAGACAUUGAUAUUAUUUCGAUGCGUAUCUCUUACCACGCUGCCUACAGAUAUGGGAAACCUAAGGAAUUUACGGCAUCUCAAUAUUCUAGGAACUAGGCUGAAGAGUAUGCCUCUGAGAAUGGGAAGAUUGAUUAACCUUCAAACACUCUCAGAUUUUGUUGUGGGGAAACACAUCGGAUCAGGGAUAGCAGAGUUAAAAGACUUGUCACAUCUUCGAGGUUCACUUUCCAUUUCUGGUUUGCAUGAAGUCAGUGUUGGGGAUGCAAUUCGGGCGAAAAUGCAGGUUAAGCAACACCUUGAUGAACUAGUUAUGGAAUGGAGCAGUGAUGAUGAUUCACGAAAUGAACAAAUUGAGACAGAUGUAUUGGAUGCAUUACAGCCUCAUGAAAACCUGAGUAAACUCACCAUUAGCUACUAUGGUGGUACAAAAUUUCCAAGUUGGAUGUGUGAUCCUGAAUUCACUGGCAUGGUAUACCUGCAUCUCAAAGGUUGCGCAAAAUGCACAUCUUUACCAUCCCUUGGCCAACUGCCUUCUCUUAAAGAUCUUGUAAUUGAAGCAAUGGAUGGAAUAAAUCAUGUCGGACUUGAUUUUUAUGGGGAUGGUGAUGCUUCCACAAUUCCUUUUCCGUCUUUGGAAACUUUGAAAUUUGAGAACAUGAAAGAGUGGGAGGAAUGGUCAUCUUUAGAAGAUGGAAGACUUCAAGGAAUUCCUGGCCUUCGCGAGCUUUCCGUAUUCAGAUGUCCGAAGUUAAGAAAGUUCUCUCAUGGAUUUGCUUCCCUGAAAAAACUGCGCAUCAAGUAUUGUGGGGCUUUGACUAGUUUUUCUCAUCAUCCUGAACUUGGAAACUUAGAACCUGUACAAUUCCCUAGCCUUCAACAGCUUGUUCUUGUAGGUUGCAAAGAGCUUGAAGAUCUUCCUGUUAACCUGCCUUCAUUGGAAGGUCUUGAGAUAGAUGGUUGCGAAAAAUUGGCUGCACUUCCUAGGCUAAUGGGACUUUGUACAUUGUCCGUGUCAGAUUCUAAUGCUGAAUUACUGGGAUGUAUGAAUGAACUAACCUCACUGACCUCUCUGCACCUGAAUCAUAUUUCACAUGUCAAGUCACUGCCUGAGGGCUUUAUUCGACGUUCCGCAAAGCUUGAAGAAUUGAGUCUUGAUAGCUUUUCUGAACUUAAUCAGUUGUCAAAUGAGCAAGUUGGACUGACAGAUCUUGCAUCCCUCCAACGCUUGACAAUCUCCAAUUGUCCUCAAUUUGUUGCUUUUCCCAAUGAAGCUGAUAAGCUGCCUCCUGUGCUUAACUAUUUGAGUUUAAAACAUUCUGAGAGCCUAUUGAAGUUUCCAGAUGAGCUUUGCAAACUUAAUUUUCUUACAGAGUUGAGGAUUGAAUGGUGUCCAAAGAUUGAAUCAUUUCCAGAUACAGGGUUUCCCUCCAUGCUUAAGCGCCUUGUAAUCGGUGAGUGUGGUGGUCUUAAGAGCUUUCCGAAGGAGGUGUUACACAACAACAAUUGUCUUGAGUAUUUGGACAUACAUAAAUGUUCCUCUUUGAUAUCAUUUCUUGAGGAAGGAAACUUGCCUACUACUCUGAAACAUAUGAAAGUUUACUACUGCAAAAUUCUUACAUCACUGCCUGGGGGUUUAAUGAUCAAAGACAACAUGACUCUUCAGAUUUUGGAGAUAGACAACUGCCCCUCUCUCAUAUCCUUCCCAAGUGGUGAACUACCCACAACACUAGAGCGUCUUGAGAUUGGUGAUUGCUCUAAACUCCAGACCUUACCAUUCAACCUCGUCAACCUCGUAAAUCUUGAGACCUUGGAAGUAAUUAGAUGCCCCCUUCUUGAGCAUUUUCCAAUGGGUGGGUUGCCAACCAACAUGAAGACAAUUAGAAUUUCUGAAUGUGAGAAGCUCAAGUCCCUACCUGAGUUUAUUUACAAACUCAAGCGGCUUCAAAGGUUGGAGAUAUCUUUUUGUCCAAGUCUCAUAUCCUUGCCAAAGUCGGGACUGCCCACCAAUUUAAGAUUACUGAGGGUUACAGAUUGUGAAAUGCUUAAUCCCGUAGAUGAGUGGAAACUUCACAAACUCAAAUCUCUUCAUGAUCUCACCAUUGGUGGAUUUCCUGGCCUCGUGUCGUUUUCAAAUGAGUAUCUUCUUCCACACAGUCUAACCUCUCUUGUUCUCCAAAGACUCCCUGAUCUUGAAUCCAUAUCGGAGGCGCUCCAGAAUCUCACCUCACUUCAAAAUUUGGUUAUUAGUGAGUGUGAUAAGCUCCAAUCUUUGCCAAUGAAUGGGCUGCCAGCUACGCUUGGUGACCUAUCUAUUCGUUAUUGUCAUCUUCUUCAACGUCGGUGUGAGCGGGACAAAGGAGAGGAUUGGUCCAAGAUUGAAAACAUCCCCUUUGUACUUUUGACGUAG
This is a messenger RNA of Prunus armeniaca (apricot), 2997 nucleotides long. NCBI's taxonomy places the organism in Eukaryota, Viridiplantae, Streptophyta, Magnoliopsida, Rosales, Rosaceae. The record is from the annotation of a GenBank genome assembly.